Trichophyton rubrum CBS 118892 is the source of this 1005-nucleotide messenger RNA. RefSeq lists its product as uncharacterized. Bases 1 to 1005 code for a protein of 334 amino acids. Gene Ontology annotation, molecular function: structural constituent of ribosome. Gene Ontology annotation, cellular component: ribosome; mitochondrial large ribosomal subunit. The transcript has 2 exons. Gene Ontology annotation, biological process: translation; ribosome assembly. The record is from RefSeq and is a predicted model, not a curated record. NCBI's taxonomy places the organism in Eukaryota, Fungi, Ascomycota, Eurotiomycetes, Onygenales, Arthrodermataceae.
AUGGUGGCCGUCAGCACAGCCCUUGCCUCGCGGCAGCUCUUCUCGAACAUGUCCCGUCGGAGCAUGAGCUCAACAGCCCAUCUGCACUUCCUCCGCGAGUCUCUAAUGAGCAGCAACACCAACAGCAAUAACAACAACACCGAUAAACCCGAACGCUUCUCCUCAGCAGAUCUAUCAUCAGCCAGAAUCUCUCACCGUCCUCCAGCCGUGAAAAAGGGCUCUCUUGGCUCCGGCUCUAUCUUUUCCGACGGCGAGGUAUCGACAUCCGGCCCAGCGCCUAAACGGCCCCCGAAGAAAGAAGGAGAUACUACUGAAGACGUGGAGCACUCUACUGCCCUUGUCGACCGCAACCGAGACACGAUAUCUCGCACUCUGAUACCCCAUCCCGAGCGACGAGCCCGAUGGGAGCGCAAGAUGGUCAUCCGCGCCGUCAAGAACCGCGGCCAACUUACGCGUGAAGAGGCGAUUCAGCAGAGCGAGCGAGAGCUACAGAGUCGAUCGCACUGGUUCAAGACGUCGGUGAAGAAGCUGGGUCCUCUUGCAAGACAGGUGGCGGGCAAGAAGGUCGAGGACGCGAUAAUGCAGAUGAGGUAUAGUAAGAAGAAGGCGGCGAAGGACGUGUUGGCGUUUCUUGAGCAGGCGAGGAAUGAAGCUAUUGUCAGUCGAGGGAUGGGGAUGAAGUCGGCGGAAGACAGUCAAGAGGUGGAGAUCAAGUUGAAGGAUGGAAAGAGGUAUACUGUCAGGAACGAGAGGGAGAUAUAUGUAGACCAGGCGUGGGUGAACCGGGGCCCGUAUGGAGUGGACUUUGACCACCGGGCGAGGGGACAGAUCAAUAGGCUGCGUCCGCCGUAUACUGCGUUGGCGGUGGUGUUGAAGGAGGAGAAGACGCGGGUGAGGGAGUGGCGGGACCGGACGGAGAAGGCACUGAGGGAGAGGAGGGAGAAGCUGUGGGUGCAGAUGCCUGACCGGAGAGUCACGGGGCAGAGCCAGUAUUAUUCCUGGUGA